AAAUUCAAUAAUAUCUAAAAUCUUUAAACAUAAAAAUUAAUUAGUAGUUUACUAAAAAUGAAUCAAAGUAAACAAUUAUCUCAAUAAAACAUAUCCUACAAAAGUUCAGAUCAAGAUAAGUAGCAAAUGCAAAAUAUUUAGGCAUAAUAAGAUUUGCAAUAAAAUAACCAGGAUUAAUCUUAAAGCAAUGGAUAAUCUAAUAGUCAAUUUACUCCUUAAGAUGUAGCAUUUUAUAUUGAAAACUUGAAGAGAAAUUAUUUAGAAAGGUUAGAGUAAUUUUAGAUGACCAUUAAGGAUAUUUAUGAUAGGUUAGAGGGAGAUGAAGUAAUAGAUUCUUUGAAGAAUGACCCUGAGCUUGAAUCAUUCAGGGUUGAAAGAUUCAAAGAAAUAUUAAAAUAAAGCUUUUAAUAUGAAUAAGAGUUAUAUAUAGAUAAGAUGAUUGAAGCAAACUCGAUGCUGAAACUAGAUCUCAAAAAGUCUGAGGAAGAAAAAUAUAUCGAAAUUGAGUAAGCAAAGAUAGAAAUUUAAAAUAUAAGCAAAAAAGUUUUAGAGUUUGAAAGCGCUAUACAAUAGGAAGCGGCUUAAAAAAUGGUCUUAUAAAAUGAAUAUGAAAAAUUAUUGAAAUAAAAGAAUUUAGAAAAAGCUAAUUAUGACGAAUUGUUAAAAAUUAAGGAAUCCUCUUAGACAAAAUAGGAUUCAAUGUAUAAAUAAGAGCUUUAAAAUUCAAGAAUGGAAAUUGAAAGUCUACUUAAAGAAAAAAGCAAUCUACAAAUUUAGAAUGAAUAAAUGAAAGAUCAAAUAGAUACUCUAACUAAGAAUUUGUAAAUAUAUAGCCAGAAACAUCAGGCUAGAAGUGAGACUGAUCGCAUUUACGAAUAAAAGAAUGAAGAAAUGAAAAAUAUUAUAUAAAAGUUGUAAACUUAAAUUGUAGAUUUAGAGUCUUCUAAUGAAAAUUGUAUAGAGUAGCUUCACUUAAAAGACUAAGAAAUUUAAGUUAUCAAAACCUCUUUGGCUGAAACAUAAAAAGAAAAUGAUUAUCUAUCAAAUAAUACUGAGAAGCUAAAAGUUUAGAUAGCAAAACUUGAGAGUCUUGUCAAUGAAAAAAGUGGUGAGUUGAGUAAGAAAUUAGAGAAAGUUAGAAGCAAAAAAAAAGCUCUAAAAGAAAAAUUUAAUCAAAAUAAGCAGAUACUCGAAAAUCACAGUAGAGAGAUCUCUUAGUAUAAAAAAAAUAUAUAGGAAUAAGCAGAAUAAUAUGAAAGAACUAUUCAAGGAAUGAAAGGAGAUAUGCUUACUAUCAAAAACGAAUGGGAAAAAAGAUGUAACGAAGUAGAAAAAGAAUGCCAAAUUUUAGUUAAUUAAAGCAAAACUAAGUACGAAAUGUAAGCUUAAAAAAUAAAGCAAGAAUACUAAUAGCUUCUAGACAAAAAGAUGCAAGAACUUGAUGAGUCUACUAACUAACUUAACUUUUCUAAGGGCUUUAAUUCAUAAAUUUAAACAAAGAUUUAAUAAAUCGAGAAAGACUACAUUCUGAAGGAGUAGCAUGAAAAGAUAUUAGAAGGGGAGAUUGCUAAAUUAGAAGCCAAGCAUUAAGAGUUGAUUAAUCAGAUCUCUGAAAUACAUUAAAAUAAUAUUCAAGCAAAGAUAAAAGAAAUAUCAGAAAGGAAAUCAAGAGAAUAUGAAACUUUAUCCUAAGGUUUACAGAAUAAUUGCUUAGAUCUUCAAGCUAAAUUGUAAGACCAAAUUAAAUUAACUGCUUAAUAUAAAGAAAAAAUUCUUGAAGUGGAAAAUAAUUUUUACAAAAUCAAAGAUGAAAUCAAUUAAUAAAAUUAAUACAUCAAUCAAUUGAAAGGAUAAAAUGAAGAGCAUAUAAAUCACAGAAAAAAUCUUGAAAAUAAGAUUUUAAAUUAUUAAUAAGACUUAGAAGAUAUCAGAAAUUCUAAAAAGCAAGUAGAAGAAGCCUUAUAAGAGCAGUUAGAAUUAAGCUAAAUGCAAAGUGAAAGUAUUUAAAAAUUGCAAACCAAUUUGGAAGAGUACAAUUAAAAGGAGGAGCAAUGGUAGAAUGAAAACGAAGAACUCUAAAAUAAUCUCUAGCAAUAAUAUGAAAGUUAAGAGUCUUUGAAACGCCAAUUAGAGUAAAUAAAAUAAAAGCAAGAAGUAGAAAAGUAGUCUGCUAUUAGAAAUGUCCAGUUUUAGGAAAGUAUAAAGCUUGAAAAAGAAAAAGAAGAACAUGAGGAAACAAAAUAAAAACUAUUGUAACUAGAAAGGAAAGUAAAAUAAGUUUAAAAAGAAUAAGAAAAAAUAAAUGAAGAUUAUGAAGAAAGAUUACAGUAAAUGCAGGAAAAGUCAAUUAAAAUAUCAGGGUAAAAAGAAAAAUUGGAAACUGAAAAGAAGGAUCUGAUAAUUUAAGUGAAUGAAAUUCAACAGAAAUAUGAGGCCUUCACAAGCAAAAUAAAUAGAGAUAAACAAAGAAUAUGCAAGAGAUUAGGAUUAUAGUUGAAAAGUCUAAAAGAUGAUCUAUCAGAUAUUUAAAAUGAUAGCCAGUUAGACAUUGCUAAAAUAUAUGAAGUAUCAAAAUAAACUAUUGUCCAAUCAAUAGAUCAUUUUAACAACCUUAAGCAGAGGGAGAUAAAUAAGCUUGAGAAUUAAUUUAGGUAAAACUAAGAAGAAAUACUUAAUGAAUUCAAUGAAAAAAUGGAGUAAAUAGAGGAAAAUUUAAGAAAUCAAGCUAACUCGACAAAUGUUGAUUUACAAAAUAUAAUUGAUUAAUUGAAAUCAGAAAAUGAACAGCUUUAAGAUAAAAUAUCGAGCUUAUUGGCAUCUCAAGAACUAAUAGAGAAGGAAAAAAAGAAAUUAGAAUCUCAAUUAUCUAACUUAGAAAAGCAUAAUGAAAAAUUAGAAGGAAUAAUUAAAAGAAAUUCAGAAGAUAUGGAGGAACAUAACAAAUUCUUUGCAGCAGAGAUAAAAAGGAUAAAGGAUGAAUCAAAUAGUCUUGUUUAACUUGCUGUUGAUUCAGCUUUAUAGAGUAGUAAGCAAGAAAUAGAUAUCCUUCAAAAGAAAAUAGCUACUUUAUAAUCUAUGAAUGAAAAGGCAAAAGCUAAGGAGGAUACUAUAUAUGACUUGAAUAGAGAAAUUUAGCAAAGAGAAGGCAAUAUUGAUGAAUUACAAAAGCAAUUUGAAUAGAAUAUGAAAAUAAAAGAUGAGGAAAUUCAAAAAAAAGAGAACCUCAUUGAAAAACUGAGAGCAGAAUUAUAAGAAAUGCAACACAUUUACGAAAAAAUGUAAGAAGAAAAUAACUAAGCCUUCGAAGUUUUAGAAAAAAAACUUGAAAAUUAUAAAUAAGCAAUAAGUAGCGAGGCUCAGAAGUAUCAAAUGGUAAAAGAAUAAAGCAAUCUUGAAAUAUAAAGUUUAAACGAAGAGCUUGAAAUUGUUCGUCAAUAACUCGCCACAAAAGAAUAAAAUAUUGAUAAUUUGGCAAAGUACUAAGAAUUAUAGACUUACUCGAAAAGAUCACAACUUCCAUAGCAAUUUAUUUAAAAUCAAUUAUAAAAUAAUUAAACUACACAAGCAUAAUAAACACAUAACUUGCCACCAUAACCACCAUCAUCCCAUUUAAAUACUACUUCAAGCGUAUUUUCAACUCAUAGAAACAAUUAGCAAUAUCCAUAAUAAUAAACAUCAUACUCUGCUGUUAGAACUUUGAAGUAAAAUAACAGUGCCAGCAAUUUGAUAGCUACAUAAUAAAAUAAUAAUUCAAGCAGUUUUAACAUUUCUCAUCAACCUGGAAAUAAUAGCGCUUCAAAGAUAUAGAAUGUUAAUUAUUUAAAUUAUAAUGAAAAACCUGUUAAGUUGGAGGCUACUAAUCAACUAAAUCAAGCUAGUACUCAUCAAACAUAGUUUUAUAAGUACUAAGCUGAUAAAUCAUAUGUAAAGUAGUAUUCUCUUGACAAAUCUUUUGAUGCUUAAAGGUUAGAUACUUUAAGCGAUCUCAGUAGGUAGCAUAAAAUUGUUUCGUAAGCAAAAUUGGCAUCUUAAUAGCAAAACUCUUAGGCUUCUCUAUCAGUGAUUAAAGGAAGUAGCCACUCUCCCAUUGAUAUUAACACGCCUUAGCCAGAUAAUAAUAAUAAUUAUAAUGCUCAAAAUAACAAUAGAAACUUGAAGACUAAUUCAAGUAGUGAUUCAGGACUUUUGUUUGAAAUAAAGCUACUCCUUGCUUAAAGCUAUGACCUUGUGAAUAAAAAUAGUAAUAUCGCUAGUGGAGUGCCUGUAGAAGGAAAGAAUUUAGCUAAAUAAAAUUCAAGAGGAUCAUUAGUUAAUCACGGAUAGUCAGUAGCUACUACACUGAAUGAUAAUAGCUCUACUCAUAAUACUAAUAUCCAAACCUAUGGCCAUAUAAAAUCUGUAGGAUCUUAAAGUGGUAUCUAUAACAAUAUACCUUCUAGUUCAACAGCGAGACUUCAAAAAUAUUCAAGUGGUGGAAAUAUGAAUACAGAAAAUAACUAACCUAAACAUGAUUAAACGGAAGAAGAUUAUACCUCACAAAAUACAAUUUCGAAUGGUAACAUAAAAAAGUCUUUAACUUCAAGAUACAGUACUAAAAAUUCUGAUUUUAGUUUUAAGAACUCAAAUAUUUGA
Molecule: messenger RNA, 4632 nt
Organism: Tetrahymena thermophila SB210
Lineage: Eukaryota; Ciliophora; Oligohymenophorea; Hymenostomatida; Tetrahymenidae
Exons: 9
Source: RefSeq, a predicted model, not a curated record